AUGCGGCGGGCGGGAUUGGAUCCGAAUAAAGCGGAGAGCAAGGUGAAGUUCGGGAGACACGGGGAAAAGUUGGAGAAGGGGAAGUGCGCGACGACGCUUUGCUUUGGGUGCGACGCGCGGUGCGACGAGACGUUUGAGUGCGCGCAGUGCUUGGAAAUUUAUCGAGCGCGGGCGAAGAAAGUGGCGUUCGACGCUUGGGAGCGCGCGUUCUUUUGUUCGUGCAAGUGCUACAUCGCGAAUUGGGAUGAGCAUCGGCGGCGGCACGGGCCGAGCACCGCGGGGCCGACGAAGAUGGACGGCGCAGUGCACGAGUUUGAGGCGCCGCCCGGGCUCGGUGCGCUUUGGCACGGAUCGGAUUUGCGACGAUUGGAGUUUGAAGAGUGCGCACCUAUGAUGUAUUGA
This is a messenger RNA of Ostreococcus lucimarinus CCE9901, 402 nucleotides long. RefSeq lists its product with no specific name. Lineage: Eukaryota; Viridiplantae; Chlorophyta; Mamiellophyceae; Mamiellales; Bathycoccaceae. The transcript has a single exon. The coding region runs from base 1 to 402 and encodes 133 amino acids. The record is from RefSeq and is a predicted model, not a curated record.